Molecule: messenger RNA, 2005 nt
Organism: Pseudophryne corroboree (corroboree frog)
Lineage: Eukaryota; Metazoa; Chordata; Amphibia; Anura; Myobatrachidae
Gene: YOD1
Product: YOD1 deubiquitinase
Exons: 2
Coding region: 130-1029 (299 amino acids)
Biological process (GO): protein deubiquitination; endoplasmic reticulum unfolded protein response
Cellular component (GO): nucleus; cytosol
Molecular function (GO): cysteine-type deubiquitinase activity; protein binding
Source: RefSeq, a predicted model, not a curated record
UAAUUUACCAGCACAGAGAAAUCUCGCGAGUUGAGAUGCGUUGAUUCAGCAGCGCUGCUGUCCCGCCGCCCGGGCCCGGCGUCCUCCCCAGUCAUUGUUGUGCAUUGUGCUGUUAGUGUAAGGCUCGCUAUGCUGCGUCUCCGCUGUAAAACCCGAGAGGGCACACACUUACUGCAGGGCCUGACGGAUGUUUCCAGUGUCCGAGAGCUGCAGGAGCAUAUUGCGGGUGUGACUGGCAUCUCCGGGCCCACGCAGCGUGUUAUGGUGGGAUAUCCCCCUGCCAGUCUCGAUCUAAGUGAUGGGGAUGCCACUCUGCGGGACCUUCCCAUCAAAUCCGGGGAUACUCUUAUUGUGGAAGAAGAUAAAAGUAGGCCUACAUCCUCAAAGAAGACUAUCAAUGAUCGGACCAUAUUCGAAACACCAACAAUAGUGCGCAGGGUAGUUCCAGCUGACAAUUCAUGUCUCUUUACAAGUGUUUAUUAUGUAGUGGAAGGUGGUGUAUAUGACCCAGCAUGUGCACCAGAAAUGCGCAGCCUUAUAGCUGAAAUUGUUUCCAGUGAUCCAACUAGUUACUGUGAGGCUGUGCUGGGUAAAAGCAAUGGCGAGUAUUGUGCCUGGAUUCGUAGAGAAGACACAUGGGGAGGAGCCAUAGAAGUUUCAAUACUUUCAAAGUUUUAUCAGUGUGAGAUUUGUGUUGUGGAUACACAGACUGUGAGGAUAGACCGCUUUGGAGAAGAUGCUGGCUACAGUAGACGGGUUCUGCUGAUUUAUGAUGGCAUUCACUAUGACCCUUUGCAGCGCCAGUUUCCAGAUUCUGACAUGCCCCCCAUGACCAUCUUUUCCACAUCCGAUGAUGAUGCAUUGGUGCAGGCCCUAGAGCUUGCAGAUGAUGCCAGGAAGAAAAGGCAGUUUACAGAUGUCAAUAGAUUUGCCUUACGUUGUAUGGUUUGCCAAGAAGGUUUAACUGGACAGUCGGCAGCGAGAGAUCAUGCCAAGGAAACGGGACACACCAACUUUGGGGAGGUGUAACAUCCUAAGGUCAACUAAUCCUGACAGAAUUGGUGAAAACUACCUCAAACAGCUGAAACCAGGUUAAAGAAAAGCAAAAUCUUGAACUGCUUUUCCUGUUUUCUCCUCUGUUCCUGGGUCAGCGGAGCAUUAAAACUCUUAAAACAUCGCAGGAUACCUUAUAAUGCUGUAACACGCAUAAACAGCUUUUGUUUGUGUUCACAACUCUGGAAUUUAGACCUGAUUGGUAUUCAGUCAAAUUAUUAAUGGCCAAUAUCAGUGUUUUAUGUCCCAAGUCUUAAGUACUUUCUUGCCGAUAUAUAAUAAUUUUAUCCUGCAAAAAGUUGUUACAUAUUUAUUAUUUUGCAGAAUGAAAUACAGCUUCAUAUUUGCAUGUAUAAAUACUAUUAUGCUGAUACAAUUGAACAAUUGUGCACAUUAUUUUAAACCCAGACAAAAUUGUAUGCCCUAAAAUAACCAAUAACCACUUGCAAUUGCAUGGAAAUGUCUAAGCAUUUGCAUACGUGGUAUCUGCCGUUAAUAUGGAAAACAUUCUCAAAGUUUUUUAAAAUUGGGAAAUGUAUUUGACUUGACUAGGGUGUAUUGUGUGCUGCACUUGUCUGUUUUUUGCUGCAAAGAUAUUAAUUGUCAAAUUUGCACUAAGUGAGAUGGAAAACGUCAGCAGAUUUAAACUAGAAGGACGAAAGCUCGCUUCCUGAGAAAACCUGCUGCAUUGUGCUAAAUUAUACAGCUGGAUUUCAAGUGCCGAUACUGGGUAAUACCUAAAUUACAAAGUGGGAGGGGACCUGUAACGCUAACGUGUAUUUUAUGUUGCAGAAAUUGUUACUCAACUCUCAUUCUGUAUAGUAGCCUAAACCUGUGUUGGACUUUCAGCGAUUUUUAUUUGAAUGAAGCAGUCCAGUGAAGCAGCCAUCAUGUACCAAGCAUUUUACAUCUGACUGUGACAAUCAGCAAAGUAUAGUAUGUGUACUAGAAA